UGUGAGCAGGGAACGGUUUAUGCGGAACAAAGUGAAUGGCAGUUAGCUACGAUCUAAUACACAUUUAAUAAAUCAAUGUCUAGAUUCAUUGUUUAUCCGCUUAAUCAAGCGAGAAUGACUAUCAGAUCCGUGGAGACGAGACGCAUCCACAAUUCGCACAUUUCCAUUCAUCGACCUACUAUAAUUAUUUUAAUAUUCUGUAUUUAGCAUAUUUCUAAACCACUGCGGUGAUUUAACAUUAACAGUGAUUGUUUUGACUUUGGUUUGAACCUUUAUUUUGAUUAACUCAAGCCGGUGGUAAUCCUACUCAACCCGGAAGUACUCAUAUUAGCUGUAUCCAUGCUAGCCAGUUGACUGUAAUGCCAAACACGAAACACUUUGCGUUAUCCUUGCCCAGUGUAGGCGAACUAUUCGAUUUUAUGUGUUAUUUUAAAGGAUAUGUGUUUACAGUUUGUCCACAAUGUAGUUUAAUUCGCACCCUCCGUGCUUUUAGGCAGUACCUAAGUCGAAUUACAGCUGGAGGAGCAGGAGUACCGGUGGUGAUGCUGACGUUAGGAGAUGUGAUACCGUGAAGGAAAAAUGUUUUCUGCGUUCAGGAGUUGCUCGGAAUCCACUUUCGGCCAUGUGACAUCAGUGGGCAGCAGAUGAUGGAGAAGAGGAGGGAGCACGGCAGGGGCACCAGGAAAGCUGCUUUACCCGCAUCUGCUCUGGGGGCAGGCAUGGGGCCCGUAGGUGAUCCUGGAAGAGCCGUCGUGGCCCCUCAUAGCCGCACUCCUCGUGUGACUGUGCUCCUCAGAGAGUUUGAAAACUUUGAGAAUUAUGUUAGGGAUGUGGCCAGUUCAUUUCUUAGGCAACGACCUGAACUUCCUUUCCUGGUUAUGGCUGACACUCCUCCGUACCCGCCUCUGGUGCUUCCCGAUGGCGCUCGGCUUAUGGUGCUCUCGCCAAGCCCGGAUCAGCCGCCGCAAGCUCACAGGCCAGAGUUCCACGUCCAGACAGAAUUUGCGCUCCUGGUUCCUGACGGCGUGGAGCUGGAGCCGGCCCGAGCUAUUGAGAGGCUGAUUAAGGAGCUGGAAGGUGAGGGUGGGGGUCCAGUGAGGCUGGUGGCGUCACCCGUGCUAGCUCGAUCCGCCGUGGAGUGUCUCCACUUGCGGGUGAACCUUCGAGAGUGGACCGCCACUUACUCGACCGCUGCAUCAGGGAGCAGUGGGAGUGUGUGUACGGCCUUGCAAGGAGAUGCCGUGGUCCUCAUCCGCACCGAGGAUCUUUUUAAUCUCUCUGUGCCACUCGGGAGGCCCCUUUUCUCCUCACUCUUCAUCCAGACCACUCUGAGGGGUUGGAAGGUUAAACUCCUCGAGAGCCCGUGUUUCUCUGCCAACCGCCGGCCCCUCUUCAGCUCGGCUCACAACCAGUGGAAGGCCGACACUCGCCUGAAGGAGGCCACCGGGAAGUUGAUGAGGAGCUUUGGCGUGAAGCGUGUCCUGUUCCCCGAGGGGAAGGAGCAGUGGCAUGGCUGCAGUAAAGAGACUCCUCGCUGCUUCGGCACAGUGCAGGACGACACCCCCGAUUAUCUCUAUCUUGAUCGCUGGACGCCGCCUUGUUGUCUGCGCGCUCUCCGAGAAACUACCAAAUACGUCAUCAACAUCCUGGAGAGCUCCGGGGUACGCUACUGGCUGGAAGGCGGGAGCUUGCUCGGGGCCGUCCGCCACCAGGACAUCAUCCCGUGGGAUUACGAUGUCGACUUGGGCAUCUACCUGGAGGACGUACCCAACUGUGAUCACCUGAAGAACCUGGACUCGGGCUCUUUGGUGGACGCCAACGGCUACGUGUGGGAACGUGCGGUGGAAGGCGACUUCUACAGGGUGCAGUACAGCGAGGCCAACCACCUGCACGUGGACCUAUGGCCCUUCUACCCCCGGAACGGCAUCAUGACCAAAGACACGUGGACCGAGCACAAGCAGGACGUGGAGUUUCCCGAGCACUUUCUCCAGCCGCUCAUGCCCAUGAUGUUUGCGGGCAUCACCGCCUACGGACCCAACAACCACAGAGCCUUUUUGGAACUCAAGUUCGGAGAGGGGGUCAUUGAGAACCCCCAGUAUCCUAACCCUUCCAAGAAAGGUCUGGACAGGGCCAAAUUAUGAGAGGACAUUAGUUUGCAACACCGGACUCUUAGCUAUGCUUUUUGGGACAUUCUUUAUCAGUUGGCUUUAUGUGGAUGUGUCGUGCAAUAACAUGUUUUCCCUUUUCCUCAUAUUUGAUGGAAAUCACUGUGCCGUGUAAGAUGUAAACUCAUCUUGUUUUUGCACUGAUUUUGGUGACAGUUUUUGCACGUUUGAUGAAUGCAUGGUACUGUAUAACAGAGCUAUUCAACUAGUGGCCCGUGAGCCAAAUCUGGCUGUGAAUGACAACAACUUGUGAGCGACUUUUACAGCAGAUUCCUUAAAACAGCAGUGACGGUUAUUCAUGAUUAACCCAUUUUGUACGUCAAUAUUCUAAAAAAAAAAAAAAAUUGAAGGGAGAAUUUUGGCUCUCCUGAAUGAUGUGGCAAUCCAGAACAAGUUAGUAGAAUAUUCCUGCUAUAUAUACACCAUCAUGAUUGGUGUAUGUGGAAUAAAAGAAAUAAAGAUCCUUUAAAUGUGCAGUGUGAGGUGAUAUAACGCUUCCCCUUGCGUUUAUUUUGUACCGCCCGGGACCAAUCCAGGGCAGCAUCUGGCAUCCAUGUGUGGGAAACCCUCUGGGGGCAAUAUGGGUGAAGCAUCUUUACCCCUUUACCCUGUUUUGUAGUCUUAAUACUUGGAAGCUCCACUAGGUGGCGAAACAUCUGAAAUACGUAAAAUUAAUUAAGGUAUAUUUGAUGACAAUGCAAACAGGAGCGCUUUCUUGUCACAGAUGUUGCACUGCAUGUAUACCCUAUCAUUACAAAAAACAGCAGUGUGUGUAAAGCAUCCUACAUUUCACGCAUUCCUAAGUGGUUAUAUGCACCAUCCCUUUUGUCUAUAAAUAAGCUUUCAUACUGUUGUCAUAAAAAAAUUUAUUGUUGACAACCCAAAAGGCAGACUUUCAUGUGCAUAGACACUUCAAGUAUAAAUAUUCAACAUAACGGAAACCCAGCAAUGACAUUGUCCACACAACAGAUCUUGGACCAACAACAAAUUUGUACUAUUGGACGUAUCAUAGUGUCAUUUGGCUCAUAAUGUCCUCGAAGUGAUAGUAACCUAGAAAAAUCACAAUAGGUGACAGAACGAGCAUGAAGAGUACCAUUCACCUGCUAAAAAAAAUGAAAAAGACAAAAUCCCUGUACCCAAGUGGAAGCACCUGGAAGACAUACAAAAUAAAACCCAGAAAAAAAUAUAUAAAAUAUCUAUAGAAUAAUAAAAUUAGAUCUUCUCAGAUGAAAAAGAAUCACUUUGGAAAUCCAACAGUGACAAAAUAUCUUUGGAUAUUUGACUUAAGAUAUACACAUUUGACCUCUGAGGUCAAUAAAGUUAUUUCCAUACUGUCAUUCGCCAGCAGGGGGAGUUAAUCAUUAAAAAAUGACAUUCUAAUAUCCCCUGUUGAUACCUUUGUAUAAAUAAAGCUUUCAAACUCAUCUCUGUGCUCUGCUUUGAUAUGAAAGUUGAAAAAAACAGGCCUGAAAAAGGACAUUCUAAUAUCCCCCGUUGAUACCUUUGUAUAAAUAAAGCUUUCAAACUCAUCUCUGUGCUCUGCAACGAUACGAAAGUUUAAAAAACAGGGCUGAAAAACUAAAUAAAAGGGAUUAUUUUUGGUCUUUAGGAGGGAAUGAACAGUCUUCAAAUCGGUAGAGCCUGAGGUCGGAUUUUUUUUUUUUUUUUUAAAGAGGCAUAAAUGGCUUUGACAUAUCGCUUUUAUGUUUUAUGUUUGUUUUUCCCCGCAUAUGUAAUGAAGUGACCUGGACAUAUUUGAGAAGAAUUAGCAUAAAGGACCACCAGUUAACCACCACAACACAUACAACAUACAUGAAAUAAACAAUUUUCAAAAGGAUGAAGAUGCCAACCUUGGCAAACUUCAUCCAUUUGUGUUAAUAUCCGAGGUCCAACUUGUCUUUAACCUUCAAUAAAUUACAUUACAAAUACAGUAGUCCUUCACGUCCCAAUGGGUAAUAACUGCUGACCUAAUAGCGCUGCAAAAAAUUGUUGGAAAAGUUGUCCAUCAUCAGCUUCCACGGGAGAACCAGGUCAAGCGGCUUUAUGUUUUUUUUACACCAUGUCAUUCACAUUGUUGCUCACUGCAUCUCCCGCCCCACCUUGUUUUGUCAUAAGCGGCGAGCGUUCUGCUGCAGGGUCGACAUCCGGUUUGACUUCCAUCAGCUCCACUCCUUCCUGUUUGGGCGUGCGGUCGACGAAGAAUUGCAGGAGCCCAGCUCCAAAGGCAUCGCCUUCCACGUUGAGCACCGUGCAUGUGCGGUCACUAAAGACAAAAGAUGAGAAUGUGUGAUUUUUUAAUCAAAUGAAGCAUUCUCCCCCACUCCUUGAUACAGUCAUACCAAUAAUAAAGACAAUUCAUUAAUGCAGUGAUUCCCAAAGUGUGGGCCAUGAGAGCUCAUUAAAAAUAUGAUUCAUUUUUGAAAAUAUUAUUUAAAAACA
This is a messenger RNA of Doryrhamphus excisus (bluestripe pipefish), 4604 nucleotides long. Lineage: Eukaryota; Metazoa; Chordata; Actinopteri; Syngnathiformes; Syngnathidae. The record is from RefSeq and is a predicted model, not a curated record.